Benincasa hispida (wax gourd) is the source of this 940-nucleotide messenger RNA. RefSeq names its product protein CURVATURE THYLAKOID 1B, chloroplastic. The record is from RefSeq and is a predicted model, not a curated record. Gene Ontology annotation, cellular component: chloroplast thylakoid membrane; thylakoid. NCBI's taxonomy places the organism in Eukaryota, Viridiplantae, Streptophyta, Magnoliopsida, Cucurbitales, Cucurbitaceae.
AAAAGAACUUAAGAACUACCUCCAAAAAGGGAGAAAAAACACAUAAACACCUGUCUACAAAACAAAAAAAAAUCAACAACAAAAUCUUCACUUUCUUUCCUAGAGGAAGCUCUUUAGCUUGUUCUUGUGAUAUUUGAGUGUGGCAAUGGCUUCUUCAUCUUCCUCCACAUUUGCUCUCUCUUCUUCCUCCACCCUCCUCGAUUCUAAGGCGCCCCGACAAUCCGCUUCGCCGUCAGCAAAUGUGCCGCUCCCCACUCUCCCAUCACCGCCUACUCCCUCGUCGCAGAUCCGCCCUUGGAAGUCCACUGCCUAUUGUCGGAAGGUUGCUCGCAAUGUGAUGGCGAUGGCAACCGGAGAAGUGCCGGCUGAAGUGGCCGCAGGGGAGCUGGCGGAGAUGCCUGAAAUUAUAAAAAAAGUUCAAGAAGCUUGGGAUAAGGUUGAAGAUAAGUAUGCAGUAAGUUCACUCGCUGUGUCCGGUUUUGUCGCACUUUGGGCCUCCGCUGGCGUUGUCUCGGCAAUUGAUAGGCUUCCUCUAAUUCCUGGCUUGCUUGAGCUUGUGGGCAUUGGCUACACUGGGUGGUUUGCAUACAAGAAUCUGAUUUUCAGACCAGACAGGGAAGCAUUAUUGCAAAAAUUAAAGGAAACUUACAGUGAGAUAAUAGGGAGCAGCUAAAAGAAAGAUGUGUUGAAAGAGGGGAUUUAAUUUAAAGCUCUGUGGCUAAUAAGAGUUUAAAUUAUGGUCUUCUUUUAAUUUCAAGCCAAAAAUAAUCUUUAUUAGUUUGCUGUUUGGCAAGUAUAUUUGCAUAAAAAUGUAACUUCUUUUUUCCCCACCUUUCUUUUGUAAUUGCUAACUCAAUCCCAAUCUUUGUACUUUAUGUGCUUUCCAUUGUCCUCUUUAACAUUCUCUCAAUUUUUUUGCAAUUCUAAACCACUUUUUGAA